AUGAUCUCGACAAGGGAGCCGGAAGCGCGAAUGGCUUCUCCCUUCCUUCUGCCCUUCUUUCCUUUUUCCUCCGCGGAAUGCAUAGUGAAUGAAUGCUCGAGGGAGCAGAAGCUCGAGUGUUCCUCCUUCCCUCCUUCUGCCCUCCUUGCCCCGUUCCAUCCACUCCGUUCUCCUCCUAUCCCCAGCAUAUCACUCGGAGUGUAUAGUGAACUGGAUUCGUAUCACUCCGAGUGUAUAUUGAACUGGAUCUUCAAGCACCCCGUGUGCCCCGUGUGCAAGGGAGCAGCCUUUGUGCUUGAAUCGGGGGAGGUGGGAGCAGGGGAGGUGGGAGCAGGGGAGGUGGGAGGAGGAGUGGUAGAUGUAGGGGACGGGGGUGCAGGGGAGGCAGAUGCAGGGGAGGUGGGAGGAGGGGAGGUAGAUGCAGAUGAGGUGGGAAGAGGGGAGGUGGAUGCUGCAGGGGAGUUGGGAAGAGGGGAGGUGGAUGCAGGGGGGGCGGAUAGUGGGGAGGUGGGAACAGGGGAGAUGAAUGCAGGGGCGCAUCCACCUCCACCCCACCAUCCUUUCUUUCCCACCGCGCCGUCCUCUCUCCCUCCCACCCACCCUCACCUCCCACCCAUCCUCGCCUCUCCUUCCUACCCGCCGUCGCCGCUCCCUCCUCCCGCCGCCGCCGCUCCCUCCCACCCCGCCGUCCCCUCUCCCUCCGCCGUCGCCUCUCCCUCAGCCGUCGCCUCUCCCUCCGCCGUCGCUCUCCCUCCGCCGUCGCCUCGCCCUCCCCAUCGUCGCCUCCCUCCCCAUCCCGUCGCCUCCGCUCCCUCCCAUCCCGUCGCCUCCGCUCCGUCCCAUCCCGUCGCCUCGGCUCCCUCCCAUCCCGCCGUCGUCCCCUCCCACCCCGCCGUUGCCUCUCUCACCUACCCGCCGUCGCCACUCCCUACCCUCUCGCCGCCGUCUCUCCCUCCCAUCCCGCCGCCGCCUCUCCCUCCCAUCCCGCCGCCGCCUCUCCCUCCCAUCCCGCCACCGCCUCUCCCUCCCAUCCUGCUUCGCCACUCUCUCUCAUCCCGCCGUCGCCACUCCCUCCCAUCCUGCCGCCGUCUCUCCCUUCCAUUCCGCCGCUCCUCGCCCUCAUCCCGGCCGCGCCACUCCCUCCCGUCCCGCCGUGGGGAGGUUUGA
This is a messenger RNA of Closterium sp. NIES-65, 1167 nucleotides long. NCBI's taxonomy places the organism in Eukaryota, Viridiplantae, Streptophyta, Zygnematophyceae, Desmidiales, Closteriaceae. The record is from the annotation of a GenBank genome assembly.